AUGAAGCGGUUGCAUUCGAUCACCGACUUUCCAUCGUAUCGGAGCGGGAGGAGGAGCUUCAACGUCUCCUUAUCAGGGACGGCAGCGGGAGAGGACAUUAUCGGCGACGAGGGGGACGAAGGACUGCCCGCGGACGAAGGCGACUGUUGUGACUGUCCGCCGGGCGGACUUCUCGAGGAACGAGUGCUUGAGCGGCCUCGCGGCGGCGACGGCGGUGAAGCCGGCUGUGCGCGUUGGUCCGUGCGCAGCUGGUCCGUGCGCAGCAUGCUGACGCGGCCCCGGGGGCCGGUGAGUCAGAGAGGCUGUGUCAGCGGGGCCCGAGCUGUGCCGUGCGCUGCCGCCCCAUCUAAUCUAAUCGCGCCGUACCAACUCGUGACAGUACCGGAGUGCAGGGCCGCUGGGGUGUUGGACUCGUCGGAUUGGUACGAAGUGCCCUUCGUCAACAGUGAUGGACCGUGGAGUGCGAUUAGGGCACGGUUGCCGAUCACAGAUGAAGAAAGGAGGUCUGUCUCCGCUGCUCUUUGGGUCGUCACGAGAGACGUCGACCUGAUCCUGGGUGUCGAAGGCGUGCUCAAGUCGAGAGCAGUCGAAGAAUUCGUCAGCCACGUUGAUGGGGGGAGGAAGGGGAGUAUGCAGCAGGAACCUAAGCCACGCCUAUGGGAGUUUCGACCUAAUGUCGCAACUUGGGGUCGAGCGACAGGAGAAAACCUAAAAGCUGGGGGCGUUCGACUGGUUCUUACCGAAGCGAUGGGCAGGCUGUGCGCGUUGGUCCGUGCGCAGCUGGUCCGUGCACAGCAUGCCGACGCGGCCCCGGGGGCCGUAGAUAGCGACGCGUCCAUAUCAGGCAAGUAG
Postia placenta MAD-698-R-SB12 is the source of this 852-nucleotide messenger RNA. RefSeq lists its product as hypothetical. The transcript has 7 exons. The coding region runs from base 1 to 852 and encodes 283 amino acids. The record is from RefSeq and is a predicted model, not a curated record. NCBI's taxonomy places the organism in Eukaryota, Fungi, Basidiomycota, Agaricomycetes, Polyporales, Adustoporiaceae.